This is a messenger RNA of Caenorhabditis remanei, 225 nucleotides long. RefSeq lists its product as uncharacterized. Lineage: Eukaryota; Metazoa; Nematoda; Chromadorea; Rhabditida; Rhabditidae. The transcript has 2 exons. The coding region runs from base 1 to 225 and encodes 74 amino acids. The record is from RefSeq and is a predicted model, not a curated record.
AUGAUUCGCUCAAUUCUUAUUCUUCUCGUCGCUUUGAUUGCCAUGUCUUACGCUCAAUACGGUUACGGUGGUUAUCCAGGAAUGAUGGGGGGAUACGGUGGAUACCCAGGAGGAAUGAUGGGCGGAUACGGUAUGCGUCCAUACGGAAUGAUGGGAGGAUACGGUGGCGGAAUGGGAAUGGGAAUGAUGCGUCCAGGACUUCUCGGAAUGCUCAUGGGAAAGUAA